GUGGUGAAAGAAAGACUUCCUCCUCUCAUCUCGUCUCCCCUCAUAUGUAAGCGUGACACUUUCUCAUUGACGAGGCGAGCGGCCGACUGAACCAACAUUAGCUUUUAAAAUGUUAAUGCUACCGAACAGGAUCAAGCUAUGUUCUCUGGCGUUUGUCGCCGCGCGCAUGUGCAGCAGCGGCCCCGCGGCCGCCAACAAAAACCCAACGGUUUACUUUGACAUUGCUGCAGACAACCAGCCUCUCGGGAGGGUAACCUUCGAGCUCAACGCCGAAGUUGUGCCAAAGACUGCAGAGAACUUCCGAGCGCUGUGCACAGGGGAGCCAGGCUUCGGCUACAAGGGAUCCACUUUCCACAGGGUGAUCCCUCAGUUCAUGUGCCAGGCUGGAGACUUCACUAACCACAAUGGAACUGGGGGCAAAUCUAUCUAUGGAUUGAAGUUUGCCGAUGAGAACUUCAAGCUGAAGCACACUGGACCUGGCAUCUUGUCUAUGGCCAACGCUGGACCCAACACCAACGGAUCCCAAUUCUUCAUCUGCACCACUAAAACAGAAUGGCUGGAUGACAAGCACGUUGUCUUUGGCAGCGUGAAGGAGGGACUGGACGUGAUCAAGAAAGUGGAGUCUUUCGGUUCCCGGUCUGGGCGAACCUCCAAGAGGAUCACUAUCGCGGACUGUGGAGAGCUGGAGUAGACUCUGAGCUGUGGGCACGGUCGAUGUCUCGUCUCCUGCUGUUAUUCCAAUGUGAGGGAAAGGGGUCCCGGUACAGAGUGCUGCCUCUCUUUGCUGGCAAUAGAUACUUCAGGUGGCGCAUCUAACGCACUUAACUGGCAUGGUAUAAAAUGUGAAAUGACGACUUGGAUUGUAUUUGAGGAGAGAUAUAAAUACAUGAACAUACAGUGAAACAGGUUUGGAAAAGAGGCAUUAUUUUGCAAAGAAUAAAGUUGUCUUUUUUUUUUCUAAAUAUAA
This is a messenger RNA of Cyclopterus lumpus (lumpfish), 967 nucleotides long. RefSeq names its product peptidyl-prolyl cis-trans isomerase A-like. Lineage: Eukaryota; Metazoa; Chordata; Actinopteri; Perciformes; Cyclopteridae. Gene Ontology annotation, biological process: regulation of mitochondrial membrane permeability involved in programmed necrotic cell death; protein folding; cellular response to hydrogen peroxide. Gene Ontology annotation, molecular function: peptidyl-prolyl cis-trans isomerase activity. The transcript has 6 exons. Gene Ontology annotation, cellular component: mitochondrion. Bases 110 to 691 code for a protein of 193 amino acids. The record is from RefSeq and is a predicted model, not a curated record.